ACGCCUGUAAAGUGGUGUGCGUCUCAGUGGUGCUCAGCUCAGCUUGGCGCAGUUGUGUACACUGCAGACGACGCAAACUGGCGCGCCAGACAGCGCAGCCGCACUACAACAAGCGCAGACAUAGCAGCCAUGGCAGACGAAAAACCCAAGGAGGGAGUGAAGACAGAGAACAAUGAGCACAUUAACCUGAAGGUGGCCGGGCAGGAUGGCUCAGUGGUGCAGUUCAAGAUCAAAAGGCAUACGCCUCUCAGCAAACUGAUGAAAGCGUAUUGUGAACGGCAGGGGCUGUCGAUGAGGCAAAUACGGUUUCGGUUUGACGGUCAGCCCAUCAAUGAGACAGACACGCCCUCGCAGCUAGAAAUGGAGGAUGAAGACACGAUUGAUGUGUUCCAACAGCAAACCGGAGGCUCUUUUCUUUAAAGACUGUUUCCAACCAACAUCCCUACCUCCCCUUCUCACCCCUGAACCUGUUAAUUUUGACCUGUCUUUAAGCGCUCAUGACCAGUGUUGAUACCAUCCAGUGGAAAACUUUUACAAAAUGCUCAUAGACAGCAGCACAGUUGUAGAUAGAUCUGAUCAUUCUAUCAUUGGUAUGUUAACAUAUGUUUGAGUUGUGGAAUGUGGACAACUUUUGAGCUACAUUGAGUCUAAUGUGCCGAAGAAAUUAAACUCCUGUCAUGAUUUUUUUCUUCCUUUUUUUUUCUUUUUGAAGAUGUGGAAUAAAGUCCCAAGUCCUUGUUUUGUUUUUAUACCUAUGUCAUUGAGGCUUUGAUUCGGAUGGAAUUAUGUUGUCGCUGUCCAGUAAGCGUUUUAAAUUCACUGACAUCUGUUGUUAUUAUGAAAAUGUGUUAUUUGAAUAAAUUGAGUCUUUUUUACAUA
Molecule: messenger RNA, 879 nt
Organism: Myripristis murdjan (pinecone soldierfish)
Lineage: Eukaryota; Metazoa; Chordata; Actinopteri; Holocentriformes; Holocentridae
Gene: sumo2a
Product: small ubiquitin like modifier 2a
Exons: 4
Coding region: 130-420 (96 amino acids)
Molecular function (GO): protein binding
Source: RefSeq, a predicted model, not a curated record